Messenger RNA from Aspergillus calidoustus, 1542 nucleotides. NCBI's taxonomy places the organism in Eukaryota, Fungi, Ascomycota, Eurotiomycetes, Eurotiales, Aspergillaceae. The record is from the annotation of a GenBank genome assembly.
AUGCUCGCAGCGCCUGCGCACCCUUCAGCUACUGCCACGCCAACAAUUCCCAACUGGACCCCUUCCUCGACGGUGGUUCCUUCGACCUUAAAAGAGAAUAGCGAUCAGCCUUGCAAUGAUCCACGCUUGUCCCACAUCGAGACCCCUGCCGCUGCCCUCACACCCAACUCUCACACGCCAUCGCCACUUUCGGAGACCCGGCGUAUCCCGUACACGCUCUACCACCGCCGUGCGAAUACGGAGGUAAUUCGGCCGCGCGAGAUUCGGCCAGGAUCUAGGCAGUUAUUCAGAGACCAGCCCCAGAGCUUCGAGGACCUAGACUACACUCGAACACGGCCUCUCCCUCCGAACGAGAAUUCCGCAAGGAAGAAAUUUGAAGUCGGCGCAAAGCUGUUGACGGAUCUGUUCCAGGGCAAGUCCGAACAAGUCAACCUGGGACUCCUGUACCGUCAGGAAGAUCAAACAUCGGACAUGGCUUCGACUGGAAUGGAUGGUUCGGGCAGCCAGGAGUCCUAUAGUCCGUCAUACACUACCUCGAGUCUCACAAGCCGCUCUCAGAAACGGAUGACUGCGCCAUCCCCAUUGAAGCAAGUAACAUCAACAAAUCCUCUGUCAUUCUUCGGGUUGAAACGUCAGGCUGAGACGAAACUCGACCUUCCCGAGCCCGCGGAAGAUGAGCUUCUGAACCUAGAUGUUGGCGCUGCGUUAUUCCCUCCCGACUCAAACGGCUUGGGCCAUCAGGAAGCCUUCGAUUCUCUACGGCAUAAUGCGGAGAACGUUAUUCGGCGGUUGCAGGCAGCCUACAAAGAACGGACAUUCGCGCUACACGAGGUGCUCAACGAGAAGACAGAAAAACAGGAAGAGCUCGAGGAGACGCGAACACGCAUCGGACACCUCAAAAUCCAGUUGGAUGGGAUGGCUGAAAAGGUUCUCCGCCAGGAGAAAGCUAUGAAAGCCAUGGCAGAGGAGCUCGAGCAAGAAAGACAGCUGCGCCAUCGGGAGGAAGAAGCCCGUCGACGAAGCGUGAUGCUCGUUAAGCCCAGCGCCGAUGAUGAAAGUAUAUCUGACAUAUCGAUCGAGCUCCAAGCCCCAAAGUGGAGCUUGAAACGGGCGAGCAACGGAACUCUUCCCAGUGACUCCGGCUUCGAGUCAGGAGACGAAAGUCUGGCAGAAAGUGUCUUCUCACGUCGGGAAGGACUCGAGUCCCCGGCCUCAACGAUCGCACCUUCGCCGAAUACCUCACUGAUCGCACUCCCCAUCCCACCGUCUGCUACCCUGCAGCCUAUUCAAAAAGAACCCAAAGCUCCCGCACCUCCUGCUCGCCAGUCCACGUACGAUAAGGUGAUGAAGGGGCUCACGUCUAGUGGGAUCACCAGUGCUUGGGCCGGCAGUAACUCCAAAUGCAGGAUCUGCCAUGGUGUACCUUCUGCCGAGGCCUGGAGUGUUAUGGGUGUCCUGAAGGAGGAGAAUAAGGGGCUCAAGUUACGACUCGGUGAGCUGGAGAUGGUGAUAGACGACUGUUUGAGCCUUGUUGGGCCUUGA